UGCUUGCUGUAUAUAAUGUUGCUUUCAGCAUGAUCUAAGCUGGUUUAUGCCGCAAGCAACUAAGAACUCCAAACUAUAAUUUUGAAAAAUGGCGGGAUCACAUUCACGGCCACCGAUUGCGGCGGCAGAGCAGUCGGCGCUGCCUUCUUCAAUGUCAAUCGCCACUGUAACCAACCAUUGGGAAGUUCAGUACGCUCGGUUCAUACUCUGUCCAGCUUCUCCUUACUCCUUUCAUUCGUCUCUCAUCUCUCUUUCUUCCAUCGGCCGGAAGUACGGUAAAAGCGGCAGAUGGAUCUCCUCUGCCUCCCUCGUUUCUCUCAAACUCCGCACCAACAGCUUUGAUCCUAAUAGCGGUUUCAUCCUCGUCGUCUCUCUCCGUGACAGAAUCCUUGAAGAGCAUUACAUUUCACGGUUGAUGUUCUCAUGGCCUCAGGUAUCAUGUGUAUCAGGUUUUCCAGCAAGAGGAAGUAGAGCCGUCCUCGUGAGCUAUAGGGGUUCUGUUGGCCAGAUUCAGAAAUUCAUCCUGCGAUUUUUGACAAUCUACGAGAUAGAGAAUUUCAUGAAUAUUUUAAAGGGAAAGUUGGCCAAUGCAAAUCCUCAAGCUUUUCCAUGUGUUGAAUUUGAUUCAGCAAUAUCUUCUCAAUCUGAGUUUAUUCCUUUGGAUGGAGCUUUACACAGGGACAACAAAGGAUGGAUAUGUGAAGCUUCAGGUGUCUCUACUCCCCAUUACAUUCCACUGACCUUGGCACCUGAAUAUUCUCAAGAUUCACAUACAGAGGAAAUGAAAUUAAGUCGUGAAGCUGAGGAGAUUCUUUCAGCUUUUCCCCCCAGUUUCACGUCCUUCUUGACGAACUGCUGCCCUGAAAUUGAUCAAGUGGACGCAGUUGCUGCACAGUCAAGUAUAACGAAGGAGGUUGACCUCAUAGACCAAAUUGCGAAAUAUCUUGAAGAUUCUUCAUUCCAAGAUAUGCUGGUCAAAAUUGAGAAAGUCAUCCAUGAAUUGGGAGAUAAUACAGUACUGUAGCUGCACCAAGAGACUGACAUAUAUAAAUCAUUGCUUGGUUUCCUCUUAAUUCUUCAAACACGGGAGUUCCUUUCAAAAUUUUUUUUGCAAUUUACUCAUAAAGUACAUCAAGACAAGCAAACAGUUGUAACUUGUACUGGACAAUUUUUCCCGUGAAUUGCUGGUUUGAAGCAA
Messenger RNA from Solanum dulcamara, 1198 nucleotides. Its product is annotated as protein POOR HOMOLOGOUS SYNAPSIS 1. Lineage: Eukaryota; Viridiplantae; Streptophyta; Magnoliopsida; Solanales; Solanaceae. The record is from RefSeq and is a predicted model, not a curated record. Bases 89 to 1024 code for a protein of 311 amino acids. The transcript is spliced from 8 exons.